CAGAUCCACAGAGGAUCCAAAGUUUGAUCAGGAUGUGUCGCCUGUCUGUUUUCUCGGCUCUGGCUCUUCUGCUGCUGUCUGCCUGCUGCUGGGCUGACUCUGAGUUAGAGGACCUUUCUGUGUCUGAACUCUUGGAGCGAGCCAACCGCAACCUGGUCCGUUCUGAUGAUGAGCCCAUCCUGAUCGAAGGAGACAUUGCCAUUAACACUGAUGCAGAGAAAAACGCUGAUCCCUGCACCAGCUCAGGCUGCCUGUGGGGCAAAUGGACCGAUGGGAACGUUUACAUUCCUUACUACAUUACCAACCACUUCACCGACCGUGAGAAGGCCAUCAUCACCCGUGGACUGGAGUCUUUUUCAUCCUUCUCCUGCAUCCGCUUCAGGCCCAGCAGAAGCACCGACAGUGACUGGCUGAGCAUCGAGUCCCAAUCCGGCUGCUGGUCUUAUGUUGGCCGUCGUGGUGGUAAGCAGGUGGUGUCUCUGGCUAGGAGUGGAUGCCUGUACCACGGCACCGUCCAGCACGAACUGCUCCACGCUCUGGGCUUCAACCACGAACAGACCCGCUCUGACAGGGACAACUACAUCAAAGUUCUGCUGCAAAACGUUCAGUCAGGAAUGGAGCACAACUUUAGGAAGAUUGCCACCCUCAACCAGGGUACUCCCUAUGAUUACAACUCUGUCAUGCAGUACCACAGGUAUGCCUUCUCCAAGAACAACCAGCCCACCAUGGUCCCUAUCCCUGAUCCUAAUGUUUCCUUUGGAAACGCCAAGGAGAUGAGUCGCUAUGACAUCGAAAGGCUCACCAAGCUCUACAAGUGCUAAGGACGUCCGCCCACGUUAGAUGGCAGAGAUCAAAGAGAAGACUGCACAUGCAGCAGACCUGAACAGGAACAGCGUUCCUUCUGUAACACAUAACAUGUCUCUAUAAUAAGCAUUCUUCUUCCUUUAAUUAUUUUUGAGCCUCAUUUGAAGAACUCUCAUUAAUUGAUAAUCUACAUUUCAGUUGUUAGUCCAGCAAUAUAUUUUGUUCUCUAACAAUUUUUUUUUUAUCUUUAGAAUUUUCACACAAACUAUAAUCAGUACUUUGUGUAAAUUUUUCUGCAACGGAAGUUUGUUAUCCUCCACGUAAUGCGCCAGAGUUUCAAAUCUCAAAAGUUUUCCUCGGACUCUGUAUGUCAGAUCUUUUCAUUGAGCUCUUUGUGUUCGUGGGAAUAAAACCUGUGUUUCAAGCAAG
This is a messenger RNA of Nematolebias whitei (Rio pearlfish), 1233 nucleotides long. Its product is annotated as high choriolytic enzyme 1. The transcript has 10 exons. The record is from RefSeq and is a predicted model, not a curated record. The coding region runs from base 33 to 821 and encodes 262 amino acids. NCBI's taxonomy places the organism in Eukaryota, Metazoa, Chordata, Actinopteri, Cyprinodontiformes, Rivulidae. Gene Ontology annotation, biological process: proteolysis. Gene Ontology annotation, molecular function: metalloendopeptidase activity; zinc ion binding.